GACGCGUCGAGUCACCUGAUCUGUGACGCGUUGUUGGUUGAGGCUCAGGCAAGGUCCAGUUCGGCAGCUGUUCUCUUGAGCAUUUCACCAACCACCAUAUUCUCAGACUCUGUCAUUUUCAAACCGACGUCCUAACCUCCUGAUUCUGGUUGUUGCGCUCUCACUGCUGCUGAUCUACGCCCGCCCAACUCAUACAUGAGUUUGUCGCGGUAUUCUUACUAAUGCAAUCAGCUAGUUCCUCCUCGUCAAUACACCUUCAGCAGCGCUACAGUUCUCUAGUGUGGUCAUGUCUCGACGCCGACUUGCAUCGGUCGGCGGUAUUCUACGCCGAACGAUACUUUGUUCAUGAUCCUAACAAUCAUGAUGCGCGGCAUCUCUAUGCCACAGCUCUUCUACGUGCCGGCCAGCCACAUUCUGCACAUCAUUUGGUCGAUCUUCCUGUAGAUGCUCGAUGUCCGGGUUGUUCUGAGGUCAAAGCAAGAUGCUGUACGGUAUUAGGACGGCAUAGACAUGCAAGGCAAGCACUCGAGGAGACACUUGCAGAUCCUACAUAUACCCCUUCCCCAUCGAUGAAUUUUCAUACCACACGGACAUUCCCCGAACAUGCUGCUUUGCACUGUCAUGCGGCUGCGUCUGCUGCUAAAGGCAACCAACUAGAUUCUGCUGCGAAAAGUUAUGGCGAGGCAUUGAAACUUGAUCCGAUGGUCUGGGAAGCCUUUGAGGGCCUAUGCGCUCUUGGCCGAGCCCCAGCUGCCGAUGAUAUUUACCCUCUGCGUCCACCACCUACUCACGGAGCGAUGGAAGACAUGCCAAGUAUUCCUAUCUCUACAGGUGCUGGAUUCUUUACUCCAGUCGCCGGGAGUAGCGGAAAUCUCUUCAACCUAUGGCGACUAGACCAAAGCUCCAGCAGACCGGUUCGUAUGGGACCACCGGUUGGUCCGCGCGACUCACUAGCUUCAGCGGAUUCCUCAUUCUUUCCCGAGGAUUCGUUUCGGUUAGGGUUCCUGCGUCCAAGUCGGUCUCAACCUGCGACCUCAUUAGCGGUCCAACCACCAGCUGUGCGUCCUCUUUCCUCCGCCGAUGAAGCUGGCCCAGUAGCCAAGAAACCGCGUUCCACGCGGCAGCGUACCGCUCCGCCCUCUACAACAGCCGUAGAUACAAACUUGAAGCCGUCAAAAUCCGCUGGUGCACUGUUACAGGGGGCGGAAGAUCGGUCCAAAAGCUCAAAGCAUGCGGCGACGUCCUCUAGAUCAAACGCAGUUGGAUCGAAGACGGCAAGGGAACAACAGCCCCCAAGUGGCAACGUUAUAACCCGACGUAGCUCGAGGCUGCUAUCUGGGAAUCACACCAAACCGCCGCCACCGCCAAAGCAAACUACUGGGAGGAGGAAGGCAGCCAUUCGAAUGCGUCCAUUAUCCGAUACCGAUAUGGAUGAAGACUCUGUUGACCUUCCCUCCGUGCCUGUGUCGCCUCCACCGAUACAACCGUCGUCUUCUGACGGCUCUCCGGGCACCGAACAGCUCGUGCAAGAAGCGUAUGAGAUUGCCCUCGCCGACCACGAAAUCUACAAUCUGACUCGAAUAUUUGCCCGCGCCACUAGAGCGUUGGCAGUAUACGACUGUCGAACAUGUCUGGAAGAAUUGGAGACACUGCCUUCCAAUCACCAGAGAUCAGCAUGGGUCAUGGCUAUGGUCGGAAAAGCCCACUUUGAGCUUGGUGAAUACGCUCCUGCGCAACGGGCGUUUGAGGCUGUCCGUAAUUUAGAGCCUUAUCGGCUGUGGGACAUGGAAGUGUACUCCACACUGUUGUGGCACCUACAACGGAGUGUGCCGUUAUCCUUUCUCGCACAGGAACUGUUGUCUAUCAACCCCCGUUCUCCCCAAGCCUGGAUUGCAGUGGGGAACUGCUUUUCCCUACAGAAGGAGAAGACUCAGGCAUUGACAUGUUUCCGUCGUGCGUUCCAACUCGAUCCCUCUUGUGCUUACGCGUACACACUGAGUGGACACGAGUUGAUCGACGAAGACUUCGAUAAGGCUAUCAAUUUCUUCCAGUCCGCUUUACGUGUGGAUACACGGCACUACAACGCCUGGUAUGGUUUGGGAACAUGCUACAUGAGAAUGAGCAAGUUGCGACUUGCGGACUACCACUUCCGAAAGGCCGCCGAGAUCCAUCCAAACAAUGCCAUCCUCCUAGGAUGUGUUGGCAUGAUCUUUGAACGCACUGGGAACAUCGAAGCAGCCCUGGCAUUGUUUGAUCAAGCGAUACAGCUGUCACCCGACAAUGCACUUGUCCGGUAUCAUAGAGCGAAAGUGCUUAUCGCGCUAAGGAGGUAUUCGGUGCGUACUUUGCGGUCCAUCAGGCGCGUUGCAAGACUAAUGGCAUUGGGCGUCUUCCUGUUUAGCUUGCCAUCGCAGACCUCGAGUUGCUCCGGGCGGCAUCUCCGGACGAGUCGAAUGUGGUAUUCCAAUUGGCACGAGUGUACCGGCUGAUGGGAGACAAAGUCAAAUCGGCUCAGCUACUAGCGGUAGCGCGAGAUGUGUCGCCGAAGAGCAUCAACAAGAUUAGGAAGCUGUUAGAGACGAUGCCAGAUCAGGAAGCAGUGGACGAUGUGAUGGACGAAGGGUGAGGCAAGGGGGUCCUAGCAUUGUACAUAGGAAGAGUCGGACUUGCGUGCUAUUUGCAUAUAUUCGGAGGAAACUUGCGAAAAGAAUGUGCUGGCGGUUGCCAUAACAGGCGUGGCGAGUGUUUUAUGCGAAGAGGGGUGAGAGGGUUGCGUGAUCUGAGUUGUUCGCGUUUGUUCUUUGGCGGUGUACAGCCGUGCGUUGCGCCUUGGAAGACUGUCUGCGGGGGUCGUGACGGGGACCGUAGCGGUUGGAUGUGAGUGACAGAGCGUGACGAAAAUUGCCCAAAACAUCCGAGAGCACCCGAGGAAGUGGGAGACUUGAGUCACCGGUGAGACA
Somion occarium is the source of this 2960-nucleotide messenger RNA. The record is from the annotation of a GenBank genome assembly. Lineage: Eukaryota; Fungi; Basidiomycota; Agaricomycetes; Polyporales; Cerrenaceae.